Enterospora canceri is the source of this 1041-nucleotide messenger RNA. Lineage: Eukaryota; Fungi; Microsporidia; Enterocytozoonidae. The record is from the annotation of a GenBank genome assembly.
AUGAAGAUAGCACCGCCCAAAGAAUACGCAGAAUUCAACGAGAUGGCUCCAGCUGCCUAUUCAGACUACACAAACUACGAAAUAGAGACUGUUUCACCAGAUGGAUACACGAUAAACAGGAUUCUGGGACGAGGUCGAUAUUCGGAGGUGUUUAUGGGAACAGAGAAGGAGAGUGGCAAUUUGGUAGUUAUAAAGGUGUUGAAGCCAAUCAAGGAGCAGAAGAUACAAAGGGAAGUGUUGGUAUUGAAGAAUUUGGCUGAAACAGGUGAAGAAGAGAACAGCAUUAUUCGGCUAAAGGGAGUUUGUUACGACAAAGUAACCAAGACACAUUCGUUGAUAUUCAAUCACAUAAUCCAUGGCAAUUCGUAUGACAUUUUACAGAAUUGUUCAUUUAGAGAAUGCAUAAACUUAAUGAAAAGAAUUCUUAGGGGAAUUGAACAGUGCCACAGUCGCGGAAUAAUGCACAGAGACAUCAAACCUGGUAAUUUGAUCAUAAACGGGGCGACUGGGGAGCUGAAGAUAAUUGAUUUUGGCCUAGCUGAAUUCUACUUCAAGAAAAAGGAGUAUUCUGUUCGUGUUGCAUCCAAGUACUACAAGGCACCAGAGCUGCUUUGUGAGUACGUGUACUACGAUUAUGCCAUAGACAUCUGGUCAUUUGGUGCAGUAUUGGGUGAAGCAAUAACAAAUAGGCAUCCAUUCUUUGGAUCUAUUAAUGGAACUAAGAAAAUUGAAAAGAAGAGCGAAGAUGUUCUCUAUUGCAUUACAAGGCUAUUGGGAAAGAAGGAUUUAAAAGAAUUCAUCACCGAAUACAAAAUUCAGCCAAAUGAGCUGAUAAAGCAGGUAAUGGCAGACCAAUCGAUUCCAAGAGAGCGUAUCAAGUUCAAGAAUUUCAUCAAGAGCCCAGAAUACAUGCCACUUCUGCCUUUAUUGGAGAGUUGCCUACAAUAUGAUCCAAGAAAGAGACCUACGGCAAAAGAGCUGUUGAAUCUUGCCAUUUUUGAAGGUAGAGAGGUUGAAAGAGACAUAGAUUCAGAUAACUAG